CAGAUAAGGGGCGGGGACGUUUGUUUGGUACAGAGAUGCAAAAAAAUAAAGUUACACAAGCUUGUUUGAGCGGGUGCGCGUGAGUGUAUUCUUCGCGCCGAGCUGGUGUUGAGUGGCUUCAGUCGGUCAUUGUCUUUAAAUCUUGGUGUUAAACAGAGUGUGGAGGAGCACAUCAGAGUAACGGUGAUUGGUAAAGUUCAACGUAAACUCAUUCACAAAAAAAACACAGGAGAGGAGAAGGGGUGGAUCCUGAAGAGACCCACGGAGCAAAAGACAAAUCGGAUUAGAAACCCACGGAGCGAGAACGAGAGAACCAGCGAUAGACUCGCGUGGGUUACACCUUACAUCUCUAAUGGAUGUCAUUUUCGCCUUCAUUAUAACGAUGCUAUCCUUCGUUUUUUUCGGUCUGGUAAACAGAAUUCUGGACCGACUUCCCAUCCCUGGAUCCGCGCUAAGAAACACAUGGAAAUGGAAAAACAUCUCGACUUCCUUUGUACACAGCUGCAUUACGGCAAUUUGGGCAGUGUCCUGUUUCUACCUCCAUCCCCAGAUGGCUGAAGACCUAAUUUCAACACAUUCGGAUUUUUCCCAUGCAUUGGUAGCUGUGUCUGUAGGGUACUUCCUUCAUGACAUUGUGGACAUGAUCACUCACCAGAAAUUGCAAAAGUCCUGGGAACUGCUUUUCCAUCACAUUGUGGUGAUGACAUGCUUUGGGAUUUCUGUUUUUCUGGGCCGCUAUGUGGGUUUUGCUGUAGUGGCUUUGCUGGUAGAGAUCAACUCAAUAUUCUUGCACCUUCGCCAAGUUCUGCUUUUGGCCAACUUAUCCCAGACCACACUCUACAGACUGAACAGUAUGGUGAACCUUGGAACUUAUGUGGUCUUCCGCAUUCUAACACUGGCCUGGAUGACCCGUUGGCUUGUACUGAAUCGUGACAAUGUGCCUCUACUCAGCUAUACCAUUGGUAGCCUUGGCAUGGCUAUCAUCACUGUCAUGAACAUUGUGCUUUUUGGUCGUCUCCUCCGCAGCGACUUUCUCAAAUCCAGCAGGGAAGUGAAAAGGGAAAAAGACAAGUAGACUUUCCAGAACUAUAAAAGGGGUUUGUGACUGGGGCAAGAGAGAGAAACCACUUUUAUAUGCAAUUCUUAAUUCACUGAGCUGUAACUGGUCACCAAUGUUGCUUGUUUGAUAACCUACUUGUAUUACGUAUGAGGUUUAACUGUGGCCCUUAUCUCACCUACAAAGCAUUCAUCUUUUGGUGCUACUUAUAAUGGGAGCGCUGUGAACUGCACUAAAAAGUCUGCUUCCUGGCCUAAACACUGUGAAGACGUGUGGCCCCACAGGCCUGGUUUUGCUCAAUGCUUCCACAUGGUAACUCCUUUCAUUUUAUUGUGUCUGGCCACAGGAUUUUCUUUUAUCUGUCCUAAAGUCUUUUGGCAUUCAUACUGUUCGCUGUCCAAAUUGAAUAUUUUUCUUCAGCCAAGGAUAAAAAACAUGACUGUAUUGCAUUUUGUUUUAUACAGUUUGAUUUGUGAUGAGACAUCUUCCUUUUAACUACACUCCGACCAUCAUGGAAAAUUUUACCUCUUUCUCCCAUAGGCUAUACAGAUGAAUUCAGGAAUUGGUAGGUAAUAAUUGCUCAAGUUAAGAGAACGUUUUCACAGCUAUUGUCUUAAAUCUGUUAUUCCACUUAUGGCAGGCGUAGCAGUAUUUAUGACUGCACAUGUAGUAAUACUUUUGUACUUUUAAAUAUUAAACGUUUGGUGUAUAAAUUAGUAACAGAAAAGCACUGGUUAAGCAAGCCAGUACUAUGCCUUUUGUAAUUAUUUGAUAUUAUGAAUAUGUAAAUAUAUUUUAUUGUGUUAUAAUUCUUAUUUACAUUUAAUUUGUGACAGAGAAUCUUUCUUGGAGUCAACAAGGGUAUGACCGAAAAAUAAAUUCUAUAAAGUGACACAA
Polypterus senegalus (gray bichir) is the source of this 1954-nucleotide messenger RNA. RefSeq names its product TLC domain containing 2 (gene tlcd2). The record is from RefSeq and is a predicted model, not a curated record. Bases 353 to 1075 code for a protein of 240 amino acids. Gene Ontology annotation, biological process: regulation of membrane lipid distribution; plasma membrane organization; phospholipid homeostasis. Gene Ontology annotation, cellular component: plasma membrane. The transcript is spliced from 4 exons. NCBI's taxonomy places the organism in Eukaryota, Metazoa, Chordata, Cladistia, Polypteriformes, Polypteridae.